AUGUCUCUCAUCACUGUAUCUGCACUUGUUAACGUUGACGCCUCAUUUGUUUUCCCUCCCUAUGGCUUACCCGCCAAGAAGAAAAUAUCAGUCUACAAGACCAGCACGGUUGGACAGUAUCAAAUAAUAUAUGACGCCGUUUUCAGAAGCACGCCCGUGGUUACGGUUACACAAGCUUGGCUGGGAUGGGGAAAUGGCGACGCUCUUACUCUUGAUAACGCCACUAUCAACGAGAUCAACAAAACCUAUCCGACUGUGAAAUUGGGCAAUGCCCAGGGAGUUGGGACGUGGCGUGCUUUCACUAUUGUGCUUACUGGACCUGGGAAGCCGGAGUUUGAUGAGGAAGAGGCCCAUGAUGUGUCAGAAGCGCUUGCGAAAGAGGCGCUAGAUAGACUGGGAACCGUAGUUUAUUCGAUGGCGCCCGAGUCCCUACUCAUAGAGCCCAACACCUGA
Messenger RNA from Laccaria bicolor S238N-H82, 453 nucleotides. RefSeq lists its product as uncharacterized. The record is from RefSeq and is a predicted model, not a curated record. Lineage: Eukaryota; Fungi; Basidiomycota; Agaricomycetes; Agaricales; Hydnangiaceae. The coding region runs from base 1 to 453 and encodes 150 amino acids. The transcript has 7 exons.